AAAACUUCGCAAAGUCCCUCCUCCCCACGUCAGGCCAAUGACACCGCUGCCCCCGAACUUUCCGCCCGCACGGAGAUAUAAGAGCCUCCGAGUCGGCCGCCUUCGUCCAACUCCCAGACACCUCGCGGGCUCGCCGGCACCGGCCGCGUUUCCAGGAGGCCUCGCGGGGUGCGCGGGCGGCCGUUGGGCGCCUUCUUUUUGGACCUCGGGGCCAUCCACACCGUCCCCUCCCCCGCGCGCCUCCCUCCCCGCCUCCCCCGCGCGCCCUCCCCGCGGAGAUCCUCCCCGUCCCUCCUCCCGUCCCUCCUCGGCCGCCGCCGCACCGCCCGGGCCGGCGCCGCGCGCGGGGGAAGCUGGCGGGCUGAGGCGCCCGCUCUCCUCCUCUUCCCCGGGCCGCCCCUCUGCCCCGGGCCUGCGAGGCCGCACGCUGCCGCCCGAGAGAUGAUGCAGGACGUGUCCAGCUCACCAGUCUCGCCGGCCGACGACAGCCUGAGCAACAGCGAGGAGGAGCCGGACCGGCAGCAGCCCGCGAGCGGCAAGCGCGGGGGGCGCAAGCGGCGCAGCAGCCGGCGCAGCGCAGCCGGCGGCUCGGGGCCCGGCGGGGCCGCGGGCGGGGGCGUCGGAGGCGGCGAGGAGCCGGGCAGCCCGGCCCAGGGCAAGCGCGGCAAGAAGUCUGCGGGCGGCGGCGGCGGCGCGGGCGGCGGCGGCGGCAGCAGCAGCGGCGGCGGGAGCCCCCAGUCCUACGAGGAGCUGCAGACGCAGCGGGUCAUGGCCAACGUGCGGGAGCGCCAGCGCACGCAGUCGCUGAACGAGGCGUUCGCCGCGCUGCGGAAGAUCAUCCCCACGCUGCCCUCGGACAAGCUGAGCAAGAUCCAGACCCUCAAGUUGGCGGCCAGGUACAUCGACUUCCUCUACCAGGUCCUCCAGAGCGACGAGCUGGACUCCAAGAUGGCAAGCUGCAGCUAUGUGGCCCACGAGAGGCUCAGCUAUGCCUUCUCCGUCUGGAGGAUGGAGGGGGCCUGGUCCAUGUCCGCGUCCCACUAGCAGGCGGAGCUCCCCACCCCCUCGGCAGGGCCGGAGACCUAGAUGUCAUUGUUUCCAGAGAAGGAGAAAAUGGACAGUCUAGAGACUCUGGAGCUGGAUAACUAAAAAUAAAUCUAUAUGCCAAAGAUUUUCUUGGAAAUUAGAAGAGCAGAAUCCAAAUUCAAAGAAUCAGGGCGUGGGGCGCACUUUUAAAAGAGAAAGCGAGACAGGCCCGUGGACUGUGAUUCCCAGACGGGCAGCGGCACCAUCCUCACACCUCUACAUUCUGAUAGAAGUUUGAACAGUUGUUUGUGUUCCUUUUUUUUUUAUGACGAAGAAUGUUUUUAUUGUUUUUUCAUGCAUGCAUUCUCAAGAGGUCGUGCCAAGCAGCCACUGAAAGGAAAGGCAUCAUUGUGGACAUUCUCCUUUUUAAAAUGGUAACAAUCAGAGGAAUUUUUAAGAACACCUUUAGAAAUAAAAAUGCUAGAAUCAAACUGACUUGCAAAAUCACAGUCAGUGAAUUCCUUUUUUCAUUCUUCCUCUGAGGGGAAAAAAAAACCCUUAAAAUACAAAAAACAACAUUCUAUUUAUUUAUUGAUGACCCAUGGUAAAAUGCAAAUAGAUCCGGUGUCUAAAUGCAUUCAUAUUUUUAUGAUUGUCUUGUAAAUAUCUUUGUAUAUUAUUUUUCUGCAAUAAAUAAAUAUGACUGAAAAUUUUAAUAA
Messenger RNA from Myotis daubentonii (Daubenton's bat), 1745 nucleotides. It is a transcript of the gene TWIST1, whose product is annotated as twist family bHLH transcription factor 1. Gene Ontology annotation, molecular function: DNA-binding transcription factor activity, RNA polymerase II-specific; RNA polymerase II transcription regulatory region sequence-specific DNA binding; protein dimerization activity. The record is from RefSeq and is a predicted model, not a curated record. NCBI's taxonomy places the organism in Eukaryota, Metazoa, Chordata, Mammalia, Chiroptera, Vespertilionidae. Gene Ontology annotation, biological process: regulation of transcription by RNA polymerase II; developmental process.